AGUAGCCAUUUCUGUUGUGGUUACUUUUAACGAGUGCGUUGUUGAUCUCGUAGUCAAUAAAAAAAUAUAUAUAUAAAGAAAGAAGGAAAGGGUGAGGAUAUAUCCUCAUACAGCUGGCUAAUUUAUUUAGCUAGCCGUUUGUAUGAAUCAGUGAUUAUUGCUGAAGACAUACCAAAGAAUGGCUGAGCAAAGGAGCGGAUAUCGGCAGUUAGCCAAUGAGGAGGAGACCGAGACGCCUGAGGUGCCCCAGCAAGGAACUGAUGCUCCACCUCCUUACACCAGCGUUGCAGCCAACACGGCCUUCUUUGAUUACAAAGAUGAAGGGAAUUACCCCAAACCCCCUUCAUACAACGUCGCCACGUCUUUACCAUCAUACGACGAAGCCGAGAGGACCAAGGCGGAGUCCAGCGUUCCUCUGAUGCCUUCACGGGACGAGGAUUUCGUCGCCAGAGACGACUUUGAUGACGUCGACCAGCUGCGAGUCGGGAACGAUGGCAUAUUCAUGCUGACGUUUUUUAUGGCUUUCCUUUUCAACUGGAUUGGCUUCUUUUUGUCAUUUUGCCUGACCACUUCCGCGGCGGGACGCUACGGUGCAGUCUCUGGCUUCGGCCUCUCCCUGGUCAAGUGGGUCCUGAUUGUCAGGUUCUCGACGUAUUUCCCGGGCUACUUUGAUGGACAGUACUGGCUGUGGUGGGUCUUUCUGGUUGUAGGAUUCCUGCUGUUUAUCAGAGGUUUCGUUAAUUACUCUCGAGUGCGCAACAUGGCUGAUCAUUCCUUCCCAACUGUUUCUCGCACCAGAGUCCUUUUUAUCUACUGAAGAUUUUGUGUCUCAGGACAAUUACGAAAUUCAGCUUCGAAUCUUCAGAAAACGGUGACGAGCCGAAGCCGCUGCAACAAAACUGCAAAUAAAUGGGGAAAAAAAGAAGAAAAAAAAAAAGAAAUAAAUAUUUAGGUACAGUUAUGUAUAUUUACCAGGCUGUUGAUAGUCCUCUAAUCCUGUAUUUAUCUGUAACUAAUUUCCAGUGCAAUCAGUCAUGGCGACAUAAACGCAUCGUCUGUCUUUUACUGAAUUCCUGAAUAAUCAGCACACUGACGGUGAUCAGCCGUAUAAACCGCCACAGCUUUAGACAAUUCUUUGCCUUGCUAAAUAAAUAAAUAAACAAACAGUGCACCCAGUUAACAUCUUGAAUGAUGCCUGUUAAGUCCAUUUUACACCAGAUGGCAAGCUACAGUGUUUUCAAUUCAUACAAACGGAGGGGGGGGAGCAGAGCGUUCAUGUCUUUGGCGAUUUAAGCGUAGCAUGCAGAAAUCCGAAUUCAGUAUCAGGUUAGUAUAAGCAACUUGUAUAGCGUCUAAAUUUUGACAAUUUCACGCUUGUGUUUGAUAAAGUUUCUGAUUAUUCUGUGUCAUUUAAAAAAAAAAACCGUGUUAUGAUUUACGAGCCUGGACUGAACAAGACCGUAUGAAUGUUGUAUUUCGUAGUUGUAUUUUCUAUCUAGACACAGCCGCCCUUCACAAAUGGGUUGCAGGUGCACAAACCAGUUGCGCGUGCUUGACAGCGCUCGUCGGUUAACAUACAGUAGUUCAAGCCGCACAUAUGUGGCAUCUGGUGUAAAACAGGCUUCAGUCUUGUCAUUUAUAGAGUGCUGGGGACAUUUUUAGUUUACUUUGUAAGUAUUGUAACCCAAUUAUUUGUGAGUUAUAAAGUCUAGAUGUAUUCGGGACAGUGUAAUGUAAUAUAUAUCAGAUCUUCUUUUACACCUGCACUUUGAAGACGUAAGGAAGGUAAAGCAACACUCAGUUUCAAAGUUAGGAGCGUUAUUAAGUCAGCCAUACUCAAAUCAUCGAGUCUUGAUGAUUGAUUUAUCUAUUAGGCAUGACGACAUUUAUUUAAAAAAAAAAAAAAGGACUCGGUAUUGUGAUUAGGACCAAGGUUGUUUUUUGAUCAAAAGAAGCUUUUCAAUCAAGAUGCACACUGAUCUGUAAUGCAAUGCCACCUCAAAUUGUGCCUGUUUUCCUUCUGUGAUCUGUAUCAUGACAGAACAACGGUCAUUUAUAUCGCCAAAAGCAUCAGUAGAUAACCCACUGUCUUGUUGAUUUUUUUUUUCUUGUUCAGUUUCCGUGACAUGCAUGUUGAUGAACUAGUUCUGCACAGUGUGGUGUAAUGUGGUUUAUAUGUUUACACUUGUGCAAAAUAACUUUUAAUAAACAUUGCUUCUAUAGCGACA
Molecule: messenger RNA, 2228 nt
Organism: Neoarius graeffei (lesser salmon catfish)
Lineage: Eukaryota; Metazoa; Chordata; Actinopteri; Siluriformes; Ariidae
Gene: ndfip1
Product: Nedd4 family interacting protein 1
Exons: 8
Coding region: 179-817 (212 amino acids)
Biological process (GO): positive regulation of protein ubiquitination; metal ion transport; ubiquitin-dependent protein catabolic process
Cellular component (GO): endoplasmic reticulum; Golgi apparatus; perinuclear region of cytoplasm
Molecular function (GO): WW domain binding
Source: RefSeq, a predicted model, not a curated record